Aspergillus piperis CBS 112811 is the source of this 445-nucleotide messenger RNA. Its product is annotated as YjgF-like protein. The coding region runs from base 65 to 445 and encodes 126 amino acids. The record is from RefSeq and is a predicted model, not a curated record. NCBI's taxonomy places the organism in Eukaryota, Fungi, Ascomycota, Eurotiomycetes, Eurotiales, Aspergillaceae. Gene Ontology annotation, molecular function: deaminase activity. The transcript is spliced from 4 exons. Gene Ontology annotation, cellular component: mitochondrion; cytosol.
CCCUCUUCACUCUUCUCUCCCCAUCCCUCGUCUCCCAUCUCGCAUCCCAUACCAAUUCGUCACCAUGUCCACCGGUCUUGACAUCGUCCACACUGCUGGCGCCGCCCAGCCCGUCGGCCCCUACUCCCAAGCCAUCAAGGUCAACGGCCAGAUCUUCCUCUCCGGUCAAAUCCCUCUCACCAAGGACGGCGUCCUGAUUGAGGGGUCCGUCACCGAGAAGACCCGUCUCUGCUGCGAGAACAUCAAGGCCGUUGUCGAGGCGGCUGGCUCUAGCGUGGAGAAGAUCUUCAAGGUUACGGUCCUCCUCGCUGAUAUGGCCGACUUCGAUGAGAUGAACCAGGAAUACGGCAAGUUCUUUGCUCACAAGCCGGCUCGCUCUUGCUUUGCUGUUAAGCAGCUGCCUAAGGGUGUGCCUGUUGAGAUUGAGUGCAUUGCUCUUGCUUAG